This is a messenger RNA of Venturia canescens, 2715 nucleotides long. RefSeq lists its product as uncharacterized. The record is from RefSeq and is a predicted model, not a curated record. The coding region runs from base 543 to 1769 and encodes 408 amino acids. NCBI's taxonomy places the organism in Eukaryota, Metazoa, Arthropoda, Insecta, Hymenoptera, Ichneumonidae. Gene Ontology annotation, cellular component: phosphatidylinositol 3-kinase complex. Gene Ontology annotation, biological process: intracellular signal transduction; phosphatidylinositol phosphate biosynthetic process; protein ubiquitination. Gene Ontology annotation, molecular function: 1-phosphatidylinositol-3-kinase regulator activity. The transcript has 3 exons.
CGACUGAAAAAACUACAAAGAAUAAAAAAUAAACAUUAUCUAAUCAGACGUUUGGAGUUGUCGUUGCAACCUGUAUGUGAACUUAUAUCUCGCUUCCUGUAAACGACUCGACUGUUUUUAUUGUGUUGUUACAAUUACAUACAUUUGAUGUUACGCCUACUACGAAAAUUAACCCUACGUAUGCCAGUAACAUUUUUUUUCCCAUUAUAUAUUACUGGAAUUUCAUGAAAAAGUAUUAUUACGAGUUAGUUCGAACCUGCGCAGUGCGCCCGAAAAAGAAAAAAGCAGCAACCACCGUAUCUUUCUUGCCACCCACCAUCCAAUUGCCGCGCGCGACUCGAUACUUGAGUUCACUGUUUGCAACAUAGCAACAUCAAGUAAAAAACGAAAAAAAGAAGUUUGUGAGUGUCGUGUCGUGUUGUGAAGCCAAAAGCAGUGUUGCUGUGUACGUAAUGACAAAACUAUUGUUUGAUAUUCAUUGUGAAUAAAUUCACAAUAUCGAUUGGAGUGCGAAUAAAUAACUCAAUAUAUACGUUCGUCUCAUGUCAUCGUCGAAUCUCAAUGAUACGGCAAUGACAUCGAGUUCGGGCGUAACGCACGACGUUAAUCAAGUGUUGAGGUUAACUGGCGUCAAAACGAAUUCACGGUAUUUCAGUUUUCGCUGGAAACAACAUAACUCCGAUGAGAUAAAUGCAUCCAGGAAUUUGGAUGUUAAAGAUUUAACGUCUGAAAAUUUGUCUAAUUCAAAAAACACAAACGGUUUCUUAAAAAGCAUUAAAAAACGUUUGCAUAUAAAAAAUCUUCGUGUGUGCAAAGUUAAGCAAAAGCUUAUAGGGGUAGACUCCCAACAAGAGAAUGUUGAAUCCCAAGCAACUGCUAAUAUUGAAAAAACGCUGUCAUUUCCAAAAGAAAAAGACCCAACUGAGUCGAGCAAACGUUUAGCUUCGAAUGAGUCUGAUAUUCUGUUACCAAAUGAUCAACUCACAUCUACUUCGGAGGCUCAACGCUGCUGGGAAAGCUACUUGAUUCCAGAAAAUGGCUGUGAAAGAGAAAAUGUUCUAUCGAGUGAUCAUGGCAGUUCAAGAGAGCUCACGUCACAACUAGACGGCCUAGAAACAGACAAUGAUCCUAAAAAUGAAAAUGAAAUUAAUCCUCUGAUCAUGCAAGCUGAAAACAUUGUGGAACCACAGUCAACAAUUGUGAGAGAGUCUAUUGAGACUGUUGACAGUAUCAUUGAUCCGCAAAUCUUGAAUGAGAACAAAGCUAAAGUCAAUUUAUCAGAGGAAUUGCUCAAACUCAGCAAAUAUGGAUGGUAUUGGGGACCCAUAUCGGGUGAUGAAGCAGACUCCAAGCUUGUUUCUGAGCCCGAUGGUGCUUUCUUAGUGCGAGACUCAUCGGACGAUAGGUAUUUAUUGACGCUUAGCUUCAAAUCGUCCGGAAGACUUCUGCAUGCUCGAAUGGAACAUAGCGGUGGACUUUUUUCGCUCUGCAAUCAAGGUGACAACAAAGGUUUCACAUCGGUUGCAGCAUUGAUCGAUCACUCAAUGAAUUCGAGUCAAUCUGCCGUAUUCUGUUACUCCAGACCUAAAUAUCCAGGUUAUCCGUCAUUUCCCGUGCGACUGACAAAACCUGUUAGCCGAUUUACGCAGGUACGAAGUCUGCAAUAUCUCUGUCGUUUCGUAAUACGACAAAACACGAGACUGGACAACAUUCACAAGUUGCCUUUGCCAAAAACUAUUAGAGGGUAUAUAGAGGAGGCUCAUUAUUAACGAUUUGCUGCAAAAUAUUCGAUCACAAUGAUAUGUCGAUAAACUUUGUUAGGGAGUGAUGAGACUUUCCAUGCAAUGGCGGAGAUAUUUCAUUUUGAAUUUGAAAUAAGCAUUGCUUGUACUGAACGACAAACGUUGAGUUAUUGUUGCAGAAAUUUGUUAUCUGUUCUUUUAAAGAAAAAAAAAAUCGAAUACUGAUGUUACAGACUUCACUUUUGUUGAUUUUCAAGAAAAGAAAAACAUUAUUUGUGAUUAGAAAUAGCGGAAACAAAGAACAAUUAAUCCGUUCUCCAAAUCGUUGCGAAUAAUCUCGAAUCAUGCAAAACCGAUAAAUAUAUAUAUACAUAUAUGGAUAUUUUUUAUGAUAUUGGAAUGACGAUGACUAUACGAUUGUUGAUGAAAUUUUUCUUUUUUUGUAACGUGAAGCGUGCAAGAGAUUUUAUAUAUUCUUUGUACAUAAUAUUAUAUAAAACUCAUUAGUAUAUGCGGAUAAGGAAUUUUAACGAGAUUUGUAUAGAGAAAAAAAAAGAAGUUUUCUUUAUACAAUUAGGUUGAAGAUUGAUUCUUCGAGUCUGCAAAUUGAUUUAAUUUUCAAGUUUGUACUAUAUUCUUUACUACUUUUGUAAAAUUAUUGAAUUUCGUAAAUUUUAUCUCGAAAUCGUUUAAAGGAAAUAUAAUUAAAUAUACUUGUUUACAUGGUUUGCGGCUGGAAUGUGUUGACAACUUUUUUUUUAUUAGAUUUUUUAUAUUUAUUGCGUAGGACUUUGUACUAAGAGUUUACGGCCUUAAAUAAUUCUUCGAUGAAUAUUGGCUGUCAAACUUGUGACAAUAAACAAAAGAAGCAAGUAAUUUAAAGAGAAAUGUUCAAUUGAAAAAUCAAUGCGCCUAUGUAGACACAGAAACAUAAAUUGUUGUUAAAAUGGCAAUAAAUGUGAUGAGAUGAGAA